Molecule: messenger RNA, 1450 nt
Organism: Sphaeroforma arctica JP610
Lineage: Eukaryota; Ichthyosporea; Ichthyophonida
Exons: 6
Coding region: 69-1019 (316 amino acids)
Biological process (GO): coenzyme A biosynthetic process
Cellular component (GO): cytoplasm; nucleus
Molecular function (GO): phosphopantothenate--cysteine ligase activity
Source: RefSeq, a predicted model, not a curated record
UCUUUGUAUAUAGACAAAUGAUACAAUCAACAGACCAUUUUAGAUAACUAAUACCAAGACAUAAAAAGAUGGCAUCCAUCGCUAACGGUAGUCAAGCCGCCUUCUACGACGAAGAACCGGCUCCUGAUAAUCUCGAGAAUGUACGAAUGCACGUUAAAGAGUUCAUUGAAUUUCAUAAACAGAAUGACACGCCCGUUGUUUUGGUCACGUCAGGAGGAACUACGGUACCCUUGGAAUUCAACACUGUACGGUUUGUCGACAACUUUAGCGCUGGCACGCGUGGUUCCGCUUCCGCAGAAUAUUUCAUUAGCGAAGGCUAUGCCGUGCUCUUUUUGCACAGAGAAUACAGUCUGGAACCCUUUAGCCGGAAUUACACACACUCUAAGCACUGCUUCUUGGACUUCUUGCACGUUGAAACAGAUGGACUUGACACAGCACGGGUGAUCGUCAAUCCUAGGGAUAAGGGUCAUUUAAUAUCCACCAUCAAUAAGUACAAGAAAGUUCAGCAAAACCACAUGCUGCUGAAAGUAGACUUCAACACGGUAAACCACUACCUGUUCUACUUAAAGACCUGCGCUGAGGAGUUGAACGCCUUAGGCAAGAACGGAAUUUGUUAUUUAGCUGCCGCUGUAUCAGACUUUUAUGUACCUGCCAGCAUGCUGACGCACCACAAGAUUCAGUCAACAAACGGUCCCUUCGAAUUGAAGAUGGAACAGGUUCCGAAGAUGCUUCAUACACUCACGCGCGAGUGGUGUCCCAAUGCCUACAUCAUUUCAUUCAAACUCGAGACGGACGAUAAGCUUCUGGUCCCAAAGGCCAAACAAGCGCUGGUGACCUACGGACACCAGCUUGUGAUAGCGAAUAUGCUGCACACGCGCAAGUUCACGAUCACACUAGUUUCUCCCGAUGAUACGGAAGUUGUUGCAUUAUCACCCGAAGAGAGGGAUGAUGGUGACGUAGAGAUUGAGUCCAAAUUGAUUGUCAAGCUUAUUGAGCUACACAAAGGCUUCAAAGAAUGAAGAGUCGUUCGGAAUAUCAGGGACUACGCUGUGUGGAAUCACUAAAAGCGUCAAUCAACAGGCAAUUUCAUAUGCUACUUCAGAUAUCUACGCUUAUGACAACUGAUAGAGGUUCACUUUGAAAAGUGCGCUAGUUGUAUGCUGGGAACUGCAGUGAGGUCAAUAUCUUGCCACCGCGACAACACUAAACUUGUAUAAGCCGAGGUUCCUGACUACCAUGCAAUAGAAUUGGCAAAAACAGAAAUAGUAGCAUGACAUUCGCCGUAGUUUUGGAGCUUCAGUACUCGUUGGAAGUCUAACUGGCACGUGUCUCGUGGACAAGAAUGCUGACAUCUUCACGGUCAUAAAUCGGUAUGCGGUGAUAUUCUAGCGCCGCUGACGGCAAUCAAUAUAUAUAUAUAUAUAAAUAUAUAUAUAUAUAUUAAUUUUAU